GAACUGUUACCAAGGAAAGCAAUGGAUUUCGAUGAAGAGAAUGCUGCUGCUAUUUCUCAAAGAUUGAAAGCCCACGGAGAGGCAUUUCUGCGCAUGUUCGAGGGCUCUGGGGAUGAGGCAGAAGAAAAUAAGGAGCCGUCUGCAAACCUGCGAAGGAACAUCGUGGAGCCUGAGAUCUCUGAUGAGGAAAAAAACAUCACCAGCAGUGGUAGAGAUUCUGAUGAGGAGCUGGAAUUCCCAAGCGGGACUAGCUCACAGCAGCGCAGUAGACCAAAUGCUAGCCAGAACGGAAAUCUGGGACUUGCUAUGUCCUUAAAGAAGCAGAGACGACUAAUCAUGUCGGGGAGAUCAAUCCAUGAGCAGAAAACCAGCAGCAGGGUGUCCAGGCAAGAUGAUGGCAGGAGGACAGAUCAUGAAAGAGAAAUCACAUCGCAGGACUUUGAGAAAAUGCGGAAAGAAGUCGACACGUUGGGUGCUUCGGCACUGGGGAAGCGGCAAAGGAAGGAUUUCGAGAACUCCAUGCUGCGGAGUGUCAAUGCAAGAGUUCAAAAGUCUCCACGCAUACCUGCCUCUAUCGGCCAAGGUCUGGCAAAGAAGCGAAAGCAAAGAGAAGAUGCAGCUAAGGAGCUUGCAAUCGAGGCAGGCAUGAUGCAGCGGAAGGGUCUUGGCAAGAAACGGAAGCAGAUGGAGAAGGCCCAGAGAAAGGGAUCAAAACACAAAAAGCGGCCUUGAAGGGCUGAGGCUCCAGCAGGAUGUGCCCUGACUCCAGGCAAUACCGUCAUGCGCAAUAGAUGCGCAAUUGUGCCGCGAUGAUCCAGCUGGGGUGUUUUGAGCACUUUGCUGACAUGCCGCAGUUUUAGAAAUAUUAAUAGGAACUCAUGCAAUCCCUGCAAAGAGGUCAGGGCGUACUGUUUAGCAUUCAGGAUGUGAUGCAGAACUCCAGCAAAUUUUGCUAUCAGGAUGAGACUCCUUUGAACAGUUCUUCUCCAAUCUACAUGCCCAUAGGGCUCCGAGCGUCUAGAGUCUAGAGUACUAGGCCUAAAUUUGUACUUCUUGCAUC
This is a messenger RNA of Coccomyxa subellipsoidea C-169, 1060 nucleotides long. RefSeq lists its product as hypothetical. The transcript is spliced from 5 exons. Gene Ontology annotation, biological process: maturation of SSU-rRNA from tricistronic rRNA transcript (SSU-rRNA, 5.8S rRNA, LSU-rRNA). Gene Ontology annotation, cellular component: nucleolus. The record is from RefSeq and is a predicted model, not a curated record. Bases 22 to 732 code for a protein of 236 amino acids. Lineage: Eukaryota; Viridiplantae; Chlorophyta; Trebouxiophyceae; Coccomyxaceae.